AUGGAUGAUGAUCAGAUUCAGUGGAGAUUUGAGAGUGAAAAGGCUUUAAUAGCAGAAAUCAAUGUGACUGCUGGCAGAUUCUCUGUAUUUGAUGAUGUUCUUGGUGGGAGAUUCAGAAACAGAUUGAAACUGGACAAUAAAACUGGAUCUCUGACCAUCACAGACACCAAAAUGUAUCAUAAUGGACUUUAUCAACUGCACAUCAACAAUGUGAGCAAGGCUUUCAGUCUCACUGUUCGAGAUGAAACUUCAGUGCCUCCAGUGACGGAGGGAGAUUCAGUCACUAUAAACUCUGGUGUUACUGAACUGAGGAAUGAUGAUCAGAUUGAGUGGUGGUUUGGAGAUAAAGAGACUUUAAUAGCUGAAAUCAAUAAACAGACCAACAGAUUCUCUGUAUUUGAUGAUGUUCUUGAUGGGAGAUUCAGAGACAGACUGAAACUGGACAAUAAAACUGGAUCUCUGACCAUCACAGACACCAGAACUGAACAUGCUGGAGUUUAUAAACGAUGGAAUCGUGUGAGCAAAAAAAGUUUCAAUCUCAUUGUCUUUGCUCCUCUGCCUGUUCCUGUCCUCAUCUUCAACUCUUCUCAAUGUUCUUCAUCCUCAUCUUCAUCAGUGCAGUAUUGUUCAGUGCUGUGUUCAGUGGUGAAUGUGAGCGCUGUGAGUCUCUCCUGGUACAAAGGAAACAGUUUAUUGUCCAGCAUCAGUGUGUCUGAUCUCAGCAUCAGUCUCUCUCUACCUCUGGAGGUGGAAUAUCAGAAGAACAACACCUACAGCUGUGUGAUCAACAACACCAUCAGCAACCAGACUCAACGUCUGGACAUCAGUCAACUCUGUCCCACAUGUUCAGACUCUGUUCACUGCUGUGGUCCUACUGAAGCUGUGAUCCGAUUGGUCCUCUCUGCUCUGGUGGGCGUGGCUACUAUCGUUAUUGUGCUUUAUGACAUCAGAUCCAGAAGAGCUGAACAAGAUCAAGCACAUAUUGACGCAUCACAAACCUGAAUGAUGAUGUCAGAGAACUGCUUU
Molecule: messenger RNA, 1026 nt
Organism: Danio aesculapii
Lineage: Eukaryota; Metazoa; Chordata; Actinopteri; Cypriniformes; Danionidae
Exons: 4
Coding region: 1-1002 (333 amino acids)
Source: RefSeq, a predicted model, not a curated record